This is a messenger RNA of Nakaseomyces glabratus, 1629 nucleotides long. It is a transcript of the gene PET112, whose product is annotated as glutamyl-tRNA(Gln) amidotransferase subunit PET112. NCBI's taxonomy places the organism in Eukaryota, Fungi, Ascomycota, Saccharomycetes, Saccharomycetales, Saccharomycetaceae. Gene Ontology annotation, biological process: glutaminyl-tRNAGln biosynthesis via transamidation; mitochondrial translation. The record is from RefSeq and is a predicted model, not a curated record. Gene Ontology annotation, cellular component: mitochondrion; glutamyl-tRNA(Gln) amidotransferase complex. Gene Ontology annotation, molecular function: glutaminyl-tRNA synthase (glutamine-hydrolyzing) activity.
AUGUAUAAAAAUUCAAUCAGAACACGACCAUUAAAGAGGUUCAUCUCGAACCAUGCGAAGGGGAAAUUUGCACUCGAUCCAGCGUACAAAUUGAAAUGUGGUUUGGAGAUACACACACAACUGAAUACUAGAUAUAAGUUAUUUUCAUAUACUUCAAAUGAAGCAGAAAAUUUGACUAUAUCCCCGAAUACUUCAACCAGUCAUUACGACAUUUCUUUGCCAGGUACCCAGCCCAGACUUAAUUAUGAAGCCGUUCUUUAUGCAACAAAGUUAGCAUUAUCUCUAGACUCUGAUAUUAACCUAAUAUCGCAAUUUGACCGUAAACAUUACUUUUAUGGGGAUCAACCUCAAGGAUACCAAGUUACACAGCAUUAUAAGCCAUUUGCGAAGAAUGGUAAGUUGACCCUCUAUGGGGCUUAUGAGGAUAUUAAUGAGAACGAGAAGACCAUAAGAAUAGAACAAUUACAGAUAGAACAAGAUACAGGAAAGUCUUUAUAUGCUUCAGGUGCUGACAUGACGACUAUGAUUGAUCUCAAUAGAUCGAAUGUACCCUUGAUUGAGCUUGUUACAAAGCCUGAUUUUGAAGACCUAAAACAAGUGAGAGCAUUCAUAAAGAAAUAUCAAGACCUUGUGAGGAGAUUAAAUAUCUGUACUGGUAAUUUAGAGACUGGAUCGAUGAGAAUAGAUGUGAAUUUAUCAGUAAACGAUUUUGCGAGAGUAGAGCUAAAGAAUCUUCCCAACACAUCUUCCAUAAUGAAUGCAAUAAAGUUCGAGUAUGAACGACAACUACAUAUAAUUAAAAAUGGUGAAGGCGAAAGACUGUUACGAGACACAGAAACCAGAGGCUGGACUGGCUCAGAAACGGUGAAAUUAAGAAGCAAAGAAACUUCCAUAGAUUACAGAUAUAUGCCUGAUCCUGAAAUUCCUUUUAUUACUAUUGCAGAUGAUGUAGUUCAUAAGGUCAAGUCAACACUACCAGUUUCAGCUGAUGCAUUGUUAAGAGAGUUUAUGAAUAAGCCAUACAAUUUGCCAAUAAAACAUGCCAAAAUUCUUUGCAUAAGUGGUAACCAAAAUGAGAUGUAUGACCAUGAACAAUUGAGAAAGUAUUACAAAGAUGUUUGUGUGCAUUAUCAAAAGGAGUACCCAGAUGAUAAUCUCAAAAUACCAUCCAAUUGGAUAUUAAACGAAUUUAUUGGUAAUUUGAAUAAACUAGAAACAAAGUUGAAUGAAAUCUAUGAAAUACUAACGCCUAGCACCUUUUUUGAGUUAAUUAGACUCAUGAAACAAGGUGUAAUAACAGGAAACAGUAGCAAAUUGCUACUAUUUCACAUUGUUAAUAAUGUAAAGACUGGAGUGUUUACUAAAUCAUCACAAAUUAACUUAAAGCAGCUAAUAAAUGAAUAUGAGCUCCAGGCUGCAGACCAAAUCAAUGAACAUGAACUUGAAGAAAUUUGUAGAUCAAUUAUAGAUGACAUAAAAGAUGAAAAGCUAUUGCAAAAUCUAAUAUCAGGAAAAAAGAAAACAUCUCUUAAGUUCUUAGUUGGCCAAGGUAUGAGACUAAGUCAAGGUAGGUUGAAUCCAAAUGAGUUGGAGAAGAUGUUUCGCCAAGUAUUGGAUAUUAAGUGGUAA